Messenger RNA from Cucurbita pepo subsp. pepo (vegetable marrow), 1791 nucleotides. The record is from RefSeq and is a predicted model, not a curated record. Lineage: Eukaryota; Viridiplantae; Streptophyta; Magnoliopsida; Cucurbitales; Cucurbitaceae.
AUGGGGAAGAAGAAGAAGCUGAGGCUGCAAAACCAAGGCUCCCAUGUUAUAUUGGACAAUGGAUUGUUGAUGGUGACCAUAUCCAACCCCCAAGGUUAUGUUAGUGGCAUCAAGUAUGGAAACAUGGACAAUCUGCUAGAUGUCAAAUCCAGCGAAUCUAAAAGAGGAUAUUGGGAUAUCAACUGGAGUUGGCCUGGAGGCAAGGACAGAUACCAAUUGCUUAAGGGAUCUGAGUUUAAUGUCAUCAACGCAACUGACGACACGAUCGAGAUAUCGUUCAGGAAAGCUUCUAAGUUGUCCUCUAGGUACAUAAUGAGGACUGGUAUGCCAGGCUUCUACUGCUAUGCAAUCUACGAGCACCCAUCGGCAUGUCGGGCUUUCGAUCUUGUUCAGACAAGAAUGGUGUUUAAACUACGACAAGAAAAGUUCCACUACAUGGCAAUUUCAGAUGAGAAGCAAAGAAUAAUGCCAAUGCCGGAAGAUUUGCAUCCAGGCAGAGGUGAAGAACUAAUUGUACCAGAGUCAGUUCUGCUUGUAAAUCCCAUUAAUCCUGAUCUGAAAGGAGAGGUAGAUGAUAAGUAUCAAUACUCAGUGGAUAACAAAGAUGGUGGAGUUCAUGGAUGGAUUAGUUCCAGCCCAAACAACAUAGGUUUCUGGGUAGUUUUUCCAAGCCAUGAGUUCCGAAAUGGCGGUCCAACGAAGCAAAAUCUCACAGUUCAUACCGGUCCUACAUGUCUUGCUAUGUUUCAUGGAACACAUUACAUUGGAGAAGAUAUACUUACGCAUAUUAAGGAAGGAGAGGCAUGGAGGAAGGUGUUUGGUCCUGUUCUUGUAUACCUUAACUCCACCUCAGAUGUAUCAGAGGCACACAAUUUAUGGAUAGAUGCAAAAGAACAGGAAAAUGAACGUGGUUCCAUUUCAGGAAGACUGUUAGUCCAAGACAGGUUUAUUUCAAGUUCCCCCAUCCCUGCAAGAGAUGCACAUGUUGGUUUAUCUGCUGCUAGAGAAGAAGGUGGCUGGCAAAUAGAGAGCAAGGAAUAUCAAUUUUGGGUACAAACAGAUUCCAAUGGAGAUUUCACUAUCAGAAACGUUAUUCCAGGAGUCUAUGGACUUCACGGUUGGGUUCCUGGAUUCAUUGGUGAUUAUCUUCACCAAUCACUAGUAACAGUAUCUGCAGGAUCUCAUACCCAUCUUGGCAUUCUGACCUAUAGUCCCCUCAGAGAUGGUCCUACUGUUUGGGAGAUUGGUUUUCCUGACCGAACAGCUGGUAGCUUCUAUGUUCCUGAUGUGAAUCCGAUGUUCAGGCAAUAUGGUUUAUGGGAGGGAUACAGUGAUUUACAUCCAAUAAAUGACCAAGUUUUCACUGUGGGUAUCAAUGAUCCGAAGAAAGAUUGGUUCUAUGCUCAAGUUUGCAGAAGAGGGGAAGAUGGUAAGUUUGUUGCGACAACAUGGAGUAUUAAGUUCAACAUGACAUCAUUAACCGAAGGAACUUACAGGCUGAGGUUGGCGAUUGCAUCCGCCACACGCUCGGACUUAAAGAUCAAUGUCAACUCAAUGGGGUCGGAGUCGUCACUGGUUUUCCAGCUGAUGAAUCUGGGAAUGGAUAACACAGUUUGCCGACAUGGAAAUCAUGGACUGUAUCGAAACUAUAGUGUUGAGGUUCCAUCAUCAAUGCUUAUUAAGGGAGAUAACAACAUAUUUCUGACGCAGGCAAGAGGUGGAGAUGAACUCUGUGGGCUUUUAUACGAUUAUUUAAGACUGGAAGCACCUGAUGAUACUCCAUCAAGUUGA